This is a messenger RNA of Heterocephalus glaber (naked mole-rat), 4209 nucleotides long. It is a transcript of the gene Garem2, whose product is annotated as GRB2 associated regulator of MAPK1 subtype 2. NCBI's taxonomy places the organism in Eukaryota, Metazoa, Chordata, Mammalia, Rodentia, Bathyergidae. The record is from RefSeq and is a predicted model, not a curated record.
AGGCGGCGGCGGGCACGGAGCCCUGGCCGCGCGGGACUGGCCGUCGGGGCCCCGGGACGGCGGCCCCGGGGCGCCCAUGCCAUGGAGAAGCUGGCGGCAGGGCUGGCCGGCCUGCGCUGGAGCUUGGGCGCCUUCCCGCUCGACCUCAUCGUCAGCCGCUGCCGCCUGCCCACGCUCGCCUGCCUCGGGCCAGGGGAGUAUGCUGAGGGCGUUAGUGAGCGAGAUAUCCUGCUUAUCCAUUCCUGCCGCCAGUGGACAACGGUGACAGCCCACACGCUGGAGGAGGGCCACUAUGUCAUCGGGCCCAAAAUCGACAUCCCCCUGCAGUACCCAGGGAAAUUCAAGCUCCUGGAGCAGGCCCGGGAUGUGCGGGAGCCUGUGAGGUACUUCAGCAGCGUGGAGGAGGUGGCCAGUGUCUUCCCUGACCGCAUCUUUGUGAUGGAAGCCAUCACCUUCAGCGUCAAGGUGGUGUCGGGCGAGUUCAGCGAGGACAGCGAGGUGUACAACUUCACGCUGCACGCGGGUGACGAGCUCACGCUCAUGGGCCAGGCGGAGAUCCUGUGUGCCAAGACCACCAAGGAGCGCUCGCGCUUCACCACACUGCUGCGCAAGCUGGGCCGCGCCGGGGCGCUGGCCGGGGUGGGCGGCGGCCUGGGGGGCGCAGGGACGGCGGGCGGCGGCAGGCCUGUCAAAGGCAAGAUGCCCUGCCUCAUCUGCAUGAACCACCGCACCAACGAGAGCCUGAGCCUGCCCUUCCAGUGCCAGGGCCGCUUCAGCACGCGCAGCCCGCUGGAGCUGCAGAUGCAGGAAGGCGAGCACACGGUGCGCGCCAUCAUCGAGCGCGUGCGGCUGCCGGUGAACGUGCUGGUGCCCAGCCGGCCGCCGCGCAACCCUUACGACCUGCACCCGGUGCGGGAGGGCCACUGCUACAAGCUGGUCAGCAUCAUCUCCAAGACCGUGGUGCUGGGGCUGGCGCUGCGCCGCGAGGGCCCAGCGCCGCUGCACUUCCUGCUGCUCACCGACGCGCCGCGCUUCGCGCUGCCUCAGGGCCUGCUGGCCGGGGACCCGCGCGUCGAGCGCCUGGUGCGCGACAGCGCCUCCUACUGCCGCGAGCGCUUCGACCCGGACGAGUACUCCACGGCCGUGCGCGAGGCACCCGCAGAGCUCGCCGACGACUGCGCCAGCCCGCGCCGCGCGCGCCUCUGCCUGCCCGCGCCGCGCGCCCCUGGGCCCGUGCGCGCUCCCGUUCCGGCCCCGCCCGCGCCCCCGGGAGACGGCGACCAGGAGUACGUGAACCCUGACUGGGCCGGCGCGCCCGAGCCUGUCCCCGCCGCGCAGCCCGCCGAGAUCCCCUACGAGGAGCUCUGGGCGCACCAGGCGCCCGAGGCCCUCGCCCGGCUCCCAGGCCCCGACCUCAUCUCCUUCGGGGCCGUCCCGCCGCCGCCGCGUCGCGAGCCCGAGGCGCCGCCUCCUCCCGUCCCCCCCAAGUCCGAGGCGGUGAAGGAGGAGUGCCGCCUGCUCAACGCGCCGCCUGUGCCGCCCCGGGGGGCCAGUGGCCGGCUGGCGGGCAGCCCCCCUGUGCCGCCCCGCUUCCCCAAGCUGCAGCCUGUCCACUCGCCCAGCUCCAGCCUCUCCUACUACUCCUCUGGCCUCCAGGAUGGGGCAGGUUCCCGCAGUGGCAGUGGCUCCCCAUCCCCGGAUGCCUACUCCCUCUAUUGCUACCCUUGUACCUGGGGAGACUGCAAGGUGGGCGAGUCUUCCGGCUGCCUACCCCCAGGACCCCCGGCCUCGACAACCACGCAGCCCAGCCAGGCCUCGAGGGCCCUCACAGAGCCCCUGGGCAGUCGCACCACUUCCCUCUUGGGCGCUGACACCUUGCUCAAGACCUGCCAUGGCUGCCCUCCUCUGUUCAAGCCCUCUCAUCCCCAGAAACGCUUUGCCCCGCUGGGAGCUCUCAACCCUUUCUCGGGGCCUGCCUACCCCACGGGCCCUCCUGCAGCCUCCUCUGGGCCCACAACCACCUCGGGCUCCCUGGCUACCUCCAGCCCUGGGCAUUCCCCUGGACCGGCCUCGCCAGGCCGGGGCUAUUCCACUGUUCCGUCUGCCUCCCUGGCGUCCUCUGAGUGGCAGGAACCGGCCCUGGAGCCCUUGGACCCCUUCGAGCUGGGCCAGGGAAGCUCUCCGGAGCCCGGGCUGCUGUGCUGCCAGGAGCCCAGAGCUGGGGGGGCACCCGGGCCUGGACCCCGCCUUUCGCCACUUGGUCCCUCCAAGGCUUUCGAGCCUGAAGGUUUGGUGCUGAGGCAGGUGCCCACCCCACUGUCACCAGCUGCUCUGCAGGGGCCUGAGGUGGGAGGAGCCCACCUCUUUCUCAGCCAAGGGCGCUUGGAGGGGCCUCUUGCAAGUCCCAAGGACGCCCCCUCCUGGCAGCCCCCCGCGGACCUGUCGGCGCUCUCCCUGGAGGAAGUCUCCCGCAGCCUGCGAUUCAUCGGGCUCUCGGAGGACGUGGUGAGCUUCUUUGCCCGAGAGCGCAUUGAUGGGAGCAUCUUUGUGCAGCUCAGCGAGGACAUCUUGGCAGACGACUUCCACCUCACCAAGCUGCAGGUCAAGAAGAUCAUGCAGUUCAUCAAGGGCUGGCGACCCAAGAUCUGAGCUGAGGCAUGGGGCUGCACUGCUUCAGUGCUGGCGAGGUCUGAGGAAGGCACUCCCGGAGGCCCGGGUCCUGCCUGCCCAAGAAUCUGCCAUGACCCAGUCACUCAGUAGCCACUCAGUGAUCCGGGGAGACACACUGGACCCUGCAGGGGACAUCCUUACUUUGUGCAGAGUAUGUGGGGAGGGGUGGAGGCACUACUGUGCACCUGGCCUGGUGAGGCAUUUGCUGGGAUUCCCCAGGUGUGUGUGUGCGUGUGUGUGUGUGUGUGUGUGUGUGUGUGUGUGUGUGUGAGAGAGAGAGAGAGAGAGAGAGAGGGAGAGAGGGAGAGAGGGAGAGAGAGAGGAGGUGGCCUUCACAGUGACAGAUCACCUUCCUUGGCCCUGCUGCAGCCUUUCACAGAUGCCUCGAAGUUCUCAACCCUGUAGGUUCGGGUUAGAGACAUGGGAAGAAAAUGCGGUCCAUAAUUGAAGCACAGAUUCCCAAGUGCCCACUCUCCUUUGUGCUCCAUGGGCUUUGCCCUACAGCUGCCCCAGUCAGGGGUGCGACUUCUUGUUUCUGGGUGCCUUUGCUUCCCUCUGCUCUCCUCGGUGCAGGUGCCUGGCCCUGAGCACGGGAGACUCCAGUACAGGCCUGUGCUCAGCACCUCCACGGCCGUACUCUGGACCCAGCUUUGCUGCUGACCUCUCUUAGGGAGGCAGAUGCUCCCUGGCCACCUCUAGUGCCCCAGCUCCUGGCUGGCUGUCCUGUCGGUGUGACUCAGACUCCACAGGAGAGCAGCUGGAUUUAGGACAGUUACUCCUCAGCCCCAGAAACAAGUAGGGGCUGAUCACACCAUUCCCAUCGUCUCUUUCCCCCAGCAUUGCCUCUGAUGAGCACUGCAUCCUCCUCUGGUUUUCUGUCACUGGCUUAGGGUACAGUGGGCUUGGGGGACACCGCCUUUCCUGGAGCUCAGUGCUGUGCUAUUGACAUGCUUCAGAGAUCUUUGUGCCUUUCAACUUUUCCUUUUUAUAGUGAUACUGGGGAUUGAACCCAGGGGUUCAUGCCCACUAGACAAAUGCUCUGCCACUGAACUACAUCUCUGCCUGGCUCUUUUUAGAUUUUUUGAGACAGUCUUGCUAAAUUGUCCAGGCUGCUUCAAACUUACGAUCUUCCUGAGCUGGGACUACAGAUGUGUGCCACUGUGCCUGGCAAGUGCCCUUCAAUCUUGAGCUUUUGACCUGCUUGGCAUCCAGAGCUCUGAUCUUUGUGUACACCCCCAGCCCACCAACCAGAGCCAUGCCACUUCUCAUGCCCACUGGUCUCAGGGCCCAGAGGGGCAGCCCUCUCCUCUGCCUUACAGAGUCUGCCUAGAUAUUUAUUUCCGGUUUUCUUAGAAGUAGCUAAGCCGUGCUGGCGCCCUGCCCUUAUCAGGCUGCCCCAGCUCUGGGGGAAGGAAGUCAGAGUAGAGCACAGAAACUGUGAUGCUGAGAUACUUGGUUUUCUCACAGAUGGUUUAUUGAAUCCUCAAGGACUGGUGAGGUGAAAUAAACGCUAGACCACCGAAGAGAGUGCAAGUGGAA